AAUGUCUACAAUUUGGUACUUACAAAAGGGAAGUACACAAAUUUCUACCUAAACGGAAAAGAAAAAAUUAUAUUCUUACCUGUACAUAUCAAAUUGAACCAAUUUUAAUGGGAGAAAAAUUAUUUAGUCUGUAAGCAGUUCCUCGAAAAGGCAACAAAUCAGGACUUUCAAUUGCAAAAAAGGGUUUUACACACCCAUUGUUGUACGCUAUUUUUUUUUUUUUUUUUUUUUUUGCACACAUUUAAGAAAAUUUUAAAAGAAUUAAAAAGCAACUUGGCUAGCUUCACAAAACUGCACCAACAACACUUUUAAUUGAAAAAGCGAAAAAAGCACGACUGAACCAGUACAGUGUUUUUAACUUUUCGGUGUACCGCCCGUUUGUGCCAAUCAGGGGGAAGGACACACUCCUUGGUAGAAGCGAACGUUUCUGUCUGUGAUUAUCCCACUGCCAAGCUGAUCUGGAAGGAAGCACGCACUCUAAAUAUAUACUUGUGCAUGUACGUGUGUCUAUACGUAUAAACACCCAUAUAGCCGCGCAGACCAACUGGCACUUCGCGAAAAAGGCACAACAGAAACGCUCCACAUACAAAUGGGGAACAUAUCCAGUGGGCAAACCAGGAAGCCAUUGACACUGCUUGAGCUAAGCACAAAGAUUGGGGAAUACCGAACGAUAAAUGAGGGAGAUCCUGAGAUGGUCGAAGAUCCAGACUUCCCACGGAAAAUGAUGAACGAAGCAUUAAGCAAGAACAUAACGGUUGAUGGGAGCACCGUCCAAGGCACCUUCGUUUAUUACCCAAACAAAAUGAAGCCGAAAAUGUGGAUAGGGAACUACAACAUUUUGAACCCUGAAGAUAUCCUUUGCAGAAAUGUGGCCGAGAAAAUUGGGAUGACUGAAGCUGAGUGGAAGAACUACGUCCAGGCGAGGAAGAAGGAACAGGAGCAAUCUAGCAAUGUCCAAAUCAUUCCCAACUUCGAUUCUUCCCCAGGAGAACACUCCAUGUCUUUAAACGAAAUGAUGAAGAGAGGCACUGUUGCACCUUUUUAUAAUGACGGGGGAGAGUUCGCACAAUACGGUGGAGCUCCAUUUGUCACUGACUCAGUUGGUGCGCAUAAAAAAUAUAAAGGAGAUAAUGAUCAGGAUUUUGCUGAACAAUCCCACAGUAAUAGUUGCACUGUGAAAGAUACCGGAGGUGAUGAGGAUAUAUAUUACGACAUGAACAGCACAAGAGAAGACGAAGGGGAGCUUCCCUACAGAGUGGACAACACAGCAACCGUGGAACAGACACAUGUCCCGAGGAAACACCAACGGGGUGAACACACUAAGGAAGAGAAACACGAACAGGAAAGGAGAAAAUAUAUACAAAAAUUAAACAACGAAAUUAGCAAUAUAAAUGCACAACAAGAAAGAAUAAUUAACGAAAAGCGAAAAGAUCUGCUCGCUUACUCAAAGUCCAACACAAGUCAGCUGCCUCCUCCACAGAAUAGCGGAUCCUUUGGAAUGAAAAAUAUACGACGCUCAACAAAACAAGAUAUGAAAAAUAUAAUCACGGAACUUAUAAACGAUAACAACAAAACGGAUUCUUCGAAAAUGUAUUCUUUAAGGAAGAAGAAAAAGGAAGUGUAUGUCGAUUUGUCCUCCAUGAGUACGAAGGGAAGUUUGGAAAUGAAGACAUCCUCUAUUGGUAAGGAUGAGCCCUUGAGUAGGAGGGUACACGUGAAGAGGACCUUAGUCAAGUGA
Molecule: messenger RNA, 1738 nt
Organism: Plasmodium coatneyi
Lineage: Eukaryota; Apicomplexa; Aconoidasida; Haemosporida; Plasmodiidae
Exons: 4
Coding region: 590-1738 (382 amino acids)
Source: RefSeq, a predicted model, not a curated record